Molecule: messenger RNA, 1623 nt
Organism: Melanotaenia boesemani (Boeseman's rainbowfish)
Lineage: Eukaryota; Metazoa; Chordata; Actinopteri; Atheriniformes; Melanotaeniidae
Gene: cyp21a2
Product: steroid 21-hydroxylase
Exons: 12
Coding region: 40-1620 (526 amino acids)
Biological process (GO): hormone biosynthetic process; progesterone metabolic process
Molecular function (GO): heme binding; iron ion binding; steroid 17-alpha-monooxygenase activity
Source: RefSeq, a predicted model, not a curated record
UCUGUUUUCUGAACUGGGACACCAUUAGGACGACACAAAAUGGCUGUAGAGAUAUCUAUGAUCAGUGUUGGAGCUAUUUUCCUGCUUUUAUUGCUUAUAGUGGUUCUGAUUUCAGGCCAGAGAGACAAACAUGAACAGAGGAAUAAGAAAAUAAGCAAGUCUGCAGGAGCUGAAUCUGGACUUCAGCACAAUCUGUAUCAGUCUCUUUCUCGUUCUUCAUCACCUUCCAUUCCAGGACCCCCAAGUGUUUUCCUCAUUGGUAAUAUGAUGGAGCUGACACACGACCACCUACCAAUUCACCUCACCAAUCUGGCACAACGCUAUGGAGACAUUUACCGCCUCAAAUGUGGAAACACAACCAUGGUAGUGCUUAAUAGUGGUGAAGUCAUAAGGGAAGCGCUGGUGAAGAAAUGGUCAGACUUUGCAGGGAGACCGAUUUCAUAUACAGGUAACAUUGUUUCUGGGGGAGGGCACAACAUCUCUCUGGGGGAUUAUACUGAGGAGUGGAGGGCACAUCGCCGUCUGGUCCACAGCGCCUUGCAGCACUGCUGCCAGCAAUCUUUACACGGUGUGAUUGAGAAACAGGCUUUGCAUCUGAGGAAGGUUUUGAUGGCCUAUCAGGGGAAGGCUAUUGAUCUCUCAGAAGAUUUCACAGUGGCAGCCAGUAAUGUCAUCACCACUUUGGCCUUUGGAAAAGAAUAUGAUAAGACCUCAUCUGAGUUGCAGCAGCUACACAACUGUCUCAAUGAGAUUGUUGGUCUGUGGGGCUCGUCUUGGAUUUCUGCACUGGACUCCUUUCCACUGCUCAGAAAAUUACCCAAUCCAGUAUUUUCCUGUCUUCUCAAAGAGGUGGCCAAGAGAGAUAAAAUCAUUGCACAACAUCUCAGUGAUUAUAAGAUGCAAAACAAAAAAAAUGAGGUUGCCAUAACAGGAUUAAUUCUGCGAGGCCUUGAGAAACAUCACAAUGCAGAACAUGAGCAGCCUUUAACAGAUGUUCAUGUUCAUAUGGCGACUGUUGACCUUCUCAUCGGGGGAACGGAGACCACGGCAGCCUGGCUGAACUGGACUGUGGCCUUCCUGUUGCACAGACCAGAGAUGCAAACUGAGGUGUAUGAGGAGCUGUGCUCUGUAUUAGAGCAACGUUAUCCCAAGUACAGCGACAGACACAGACUUCCUGUGCUGUGCUCUCUGAUCAGUGAGAUGCUCAGACUUAGACCAGUGGCUCCUUUGGCGGUGCCACACCGAGCCAUCAGAGACAGCAGUGUUGCUGGCUAUUUCAUCCCUAAGAAUACAAUCAUCAUUCCGAACCUUUUUGGCGCACAUCACGACCCUGCGGUUUGGUCUGAGCCGUACAGCUUCAAACCAGAGCGCUUUCUGGAAGGAGGAGGAGGCUCCACUCGUGCCCUGGUGCCUUUUGGAGGUGGGGCUCGGCUCUGCUUGGGGGAGUCUGUCGCCAGAAUGGAGCUCUUUCUGUUCACCGCCUACUUACUGAGAGAUUUUCAGUUUGUACUUCCUGAGAGCGAGAUCUCCCCACCUGACCUGAGAGGGGUUGCCAGUGUUGUACUUAAGAUCAAGUCCUACAAAGUUAUAGCACGUCCCAGACCUAUGACUGAUCUAUAAAAU